Chelonia mydas (Green sea turtle) is the source of this 3970-nucleotide messenger RNA. Its product is annotated as kinesin-like protein KIF20B. Gene Ontology annotation, molecular function: microtubule motor activity; ATP binding; ATP hydrolysis activity. Gene Ontology annotation, biological process: microtubule-based movement. The record is from RefSeq and is a predicted model, not a curated record. Gene Ontology annotation, cellular component: kinesin complex; nucleus; microtubule. NCBI's taxonomy places the organism in Eukaryota, Metazoa, Chordata, Testudines, Cheloniidae.
AGCACACGCGGCUUCUCACAUAAUCCAGGGGGUCGCUCACCAGCUCAUAGCUCGGCACGUUUGCAGGAUCGGGGCCUCUAGCCCCUUAGUGACCUGCCUGCGUCCCCCUCCCCCGCCGUUCUCAGCCCCUGGGAUCUCGUUCCAGCUCCUCCCGCUGCCGGACACGGACCCGGCCGGGCGUUUCCCCUCGGGCCCAGAGGGUAGAACAUGGUGUCUAGUGCUGGGCCGAAGGGGGACUCCCCUAGUACAUUAAUUAACGCUUAAAAAACACAUCACAAUUAAAUACAUGACAGAGCGAAGAAGCUGCCAUGACAGACUUUCCUCCACGAGAAGCUCUGGCGAAAGAAGAGAGACCCAGCGGGAGUAACGGGAGGGGGGAUCCCAGGGAGGCCAGAGGGGCUGGUAGGGGGCGCGGACAGAGAACAAGCGUAGAGGCAGAGUGGCUGCAGGGUUCACCCCUGUGGGAGAUGGCAAAGUGUGUCCAGAUAUGGACUUCACACCCCUUGGCCGUAGAGAUGAUAUAAGGCCGACUAACGACCUGAGAGAAGACAUUGCUGUGAAACAUUCAAUCCUUCGCCCAGCGAAAGAGGUAGACUCUCAAAACAGCACCAACACUCACAGCAAAACUUCCGAAUCAUCUGCAGACUGGAAGAACCCAGAAAAGACCCUGAACCACCGACCGUGGGCGAGCGUGGCAAGUGACAGGACGUCUUCUGUCUGGGUGUCCUUUUGUGAGCUUGACAACGAGUGCGUUUACCACGUGUUGCUCCCAGGGUCAAAUGACCAGAAAAGAAGGGUGCCGUGUCUUGCCCAAGACGUCAGAGGCUGCUCUGAUGUGAAAGAUCUGCCGUGGAUUCAGAUUUCGGAUUCAAAAGCAGUUUUUCAGCUUCUGCAGCUCGGGCUGAAGCACCAGAGUGUUGCUUGCAGCAAGCGGGAUCCUCACUCCCGUAGAAGUCGCAGCGUAUCCACUGUUCAAAGGCUAAAGAUGGAAGAUCGUGAAGCUCCUGCUGUAACCCGAGUCCGUGAAGUGGCGCUCUGUGGUCUUGCUGGCUCAGAAAGACGUUCCAAGACGCGCAAUGAGGGUGAUAGAUUGAAAGAGAGUGGAAAUAUUAACACUUCUCUACUGAUCCUAGGCAAAUGCCCCCAUGCACUCAAGAACAGUCAACAGCCAAAGCUGCAGCUGCACGUACCAUUUCGGGACACUCGCUUCCAUCAAGCCUUUUUCAGGGGAAAAGGGAAGCUUUAUCGGAUGGUAAACAUCAGCCAGUGUGGUGCUGCAUAUGACGAAACGUCUCUCGUAAAUAACGCUGACACGAAAAUGCAGGUAGCAAGAAGAAGAGCCCCUGUACUUUGGGACAGGAGCCUGGAAGAUGUGAUAGAAGACGAUGAGCAUUUAACUGUGAAUAACAAUGACACACAUGAAGAGCAUGAUCUGGCAAAAGAGACGGCAAAUGAGGAGGAGGAAAAGAAAGUAAUUCUUGGAAAAGAAGAGUAUCUGAGACUGCUAACUCCAAUAGAAGACUUGGAAAGCAAGCUGAUCAAUGAGAGCAAAGAUAAAUUAAUCUUGGAAUUAAAAAUUCAUGAAGAAGGCGCACAAGAAUUUACUCCGUAUUUUGCUCAACGGGAAACAGUUUUCAAGCAAUGCCUUUCUCAGGAUCCAGAGUUGCUGGAAGAAGAUUCUGAACAACGCUUGGAAAUCUACGAGGAUUUGGUAAAUGAAUGUGCCAGAAACCUGGAUGAAGAACAGGAGGUGAAGAAUUCCCACUGUAAUGAAAGAGCUGGAAUGCUGGAAGGAGGUGACAAUGGAGAUCCCGAAAAGUGUACUGCUCUUGAGGGCAUUACUGAUUCUCUGCAAGAUGAUGUCCCUGAUAUUAAGAAGCAGGCAGAAGGAGGUCGCAGGUAUAUUGGAUCUCUAGAAGACCCACAGGAAGCGACUGCUUGGCUUGAAGAAAAACUGGGGAAAGUUACUGUUGAACUAACUAAAACCAAAGAAGAGCUGACAUGGAGAACUGACGAGCUUGAAAUGCAAGUGAUUAAAUAAAGUGAAUCUGCCCGACAACUUGAAGAAGCUACUGAGAAAAUGACGACAGUGAAUAACCGGAUUCAAGAGCUAAUGCACAUUGUAAAAAGAAAAGGAGUACUUGUGGCACCUUAGAGACUAACCAAUUUAUUUGAGCAUGAGCUUUCGUGAGCUACAGCUCACUUCAUCGGAUGCAUACUGUGGAAAGUAUCGAAGAUCUUUUUAUACACACAAAGCAUGAAAAAAUGGGUAUUUACCACUACAAAAGGUUUUCUCUCCCCCCACCCCACUCUCCUGCUGGUAAUAGCUUAUCUAAAGUGAUCACUCUCCUUACAAUGUGCAUGAUAAUCAAGGUGGGCCAUUUCCAGCACAAAUCCAGGGUUUAACAAGAACGUCUGAUGGGCGGGGGGGGUAGGAAAAAACAAGGGGAAAUAGGUUACCUUGCAUAAUGACUUAGCCACUCCCAGUCUCUAUUCAAGCCUAAGUUAAUUGUAUCCAAUUUGCAAAUGAAUUCCAAUUCAGCAGUCUCUCGCUGGAGUCUGGUUUUGAAGUUUUUCUGUUGUAAUAUCGCAACUUUCAUGUCUGUAAUCGCGUGACCAGAGAGAUUGAAGUGUUCUCCGACUGGUUUUUGAAUGUUAUAAUUCUUGACAUCUGAUUUGUGUCCAUUUAUUCUUUUACGUAGAGACUGUCCAGUUUGACCAAUGUACAUGGCAGAGGGGCAUUGCUGGCACAUGAUGGCAUAGAUCACAUUGGUGGAUGCACAUUGUGGAGCAAAAAGAGGAUGUUAUCAGUAGGUGUGACGAUGUGACGCAGCAGGGAGGGGGGAGUGUUGACCUGGGAAUGUGCCCUGGGGACGGGAGACCUGAGAGCCUGUCACCUGAGCCAGGAGGGGGAGGGGGAGGUAACACCUCUGCCCAGGAAUGUGGACAGAGGCUGCAGCAGGGAACCUGCUCGGUGGGUUUAGUUUCAGUUUGGGGCUGGGUGGAGGAACACAGGGAACCCCAGGGCUGGGGUCUAAGCUCCCUGCUCCCCCAGAAGGACUUGACUGAGGGGUCCUGGGUGUACCCACAAGCUCUGUUUUGGACGGUGUUCCUGUUGUCCAAUAAACCUUCUGUUUUACUGGCUGGCUGAGAGUCUCAGUGAAUCCCAGGAAGAGGGGUGCAGGGCCUGGACUCCCGCACACUCCGUGACAGAAGUCACUGGUUAUUUUCUUUGUCUUGUGUGUGGCCUCUAAAUUCUUAAAAUAAAAUAAAGUAAAUAAAAUAACUGCUUUUAGAAAAAAUAAACCGUCUCCCCCGUGGGUGGAGACACUGAUCACUGUCACUGCAGGAGGGAACAAUAGAGUGGGAUGCCCAGAAGAAGGAAUGACUUGAGGACAAUGUCCUGAAGGGUCCCUUACCCUGGCAGAGCUUUCCUAGCUCCGACACUCACAUUUCCGCAUCGGGUGGGUUCGGCCACAGAAAUAAAAGUCUGCACCUCUUCCACGUGCCUUUGGACCAGUGGGGCAAAAACCAGGUACAAUUCAAGGGACUUUUAAAACUGCCUCUGAAACUGAGUUACCAAAAUAAAUGAACAACCAGAAAAGACACCUGGCAAGUGAACAGGGAUGCAUGGACGUCUUUGCAAAGCAGGUGUGCGGUUUCUUACGGGAAAAGCCACCAGCUGUCUGGAAGGGAAGAGCAGCUAGAAUUACUCGCCCCGGGGAAAUGAAAUCCCCAAACAGAGAAUGGCUGUGGCUGUGAUGAUGUUGAGGACUGGGGCUUGCUCACCUGUGGCUCCCCCUCCCCGUGCUGUGCAGGCACCAGGCAGGUCUGAGUCUGCAAGCAGGCGCCCUGCCUCAGGGGCAGCUCCCACUGGUCACGGGGGCCAAAGGGCUGGGGGGGAGGGGGAAGGCAAAGGGGGAGUGUGAUGAAGUGGGGGAGUUUCUUGCUUUUCCUUGUUUCCUGUGGG